Sporisorium graminicola is the source of this 1038-nucleotide messenger RNA. RefSeq lists its product as uncharacterized. The transcript has a single exon. The coding region runs from base 1 to 1038 and encodes 345 amino acids. Gene Ontology annotation, molecular function: alcohol dehydrogenase (NADP+) activity; zinc ion binding. NCBI's taxonomy places the organism in Eukaryota, Fungi, Basidiomycota, Ustilaginomycetes, Ustilaginales, Ustilaginaceae. The record is from RefSeq and is a predicted model, not a curated record. Gene Ontology annotation, biological process: alcohol metabolic process.
AUGUCUACGUCUACCGUCAACCUCGGCACCGUCUUCAAGGGCUCUUCCUCUGGCAAGGUCGUAAAGGCUCAGGGCGGCGAGCGCACCGUCCACCCACGCGAUGUGGUGAUCGAUAUCACCCACUCGGGUCUCUGCUACACGGACAUCCACUACCUCAAGAAGGACAUGGUGCUUGGCCACGAAGGUGUCGGCAUCGUCUCGCACGUCGGCCCGGACGUGACUCGCUUCCAGAAGGGAGACCGUGUCGGCUGGGGCUACAACCACGACUCGUGCCGCAUCUGCAAGUUCUGUAAGAAGGGACGCGACACCAACUGCUACGAGAACAAGAUGUACGGCAAUGCCGACCUGGACCAGGCUUCGUUCGGUGACAAGUUUGUCGUCACCGAAGAGUUCUGCCACAAGAUCCCCGACGAUCUCGAGCUCAAGCACGCUGCUCCUUUGCAGUGCGGUGGUGCCACUGUGUUUGGCGCCAUUCACGAUGCCGGCGUCACCCCCUUUGACCGUGUCGGUGUCAUCGGUAUUGGUGGUCUGGGCCACCUUGCCAUCCAGUUCCUCAACAAGAUGGGCUGCGAUGUCGUCGUCUUCUCUGGUUCCGAGAACAAGAAGGACGAGGCGAUCAAGCUGGGCGCACACGAGUUCGUCGCUGCCAAGACCAACCCCAAGUUCGAAGGUGUCAAGCCUGUCGACUUCCUCGUGGUCACCACGAGCGCCCAGCCCGAUUGGAAGGCGUACCUCAACGUGCUCGAGAAGGACGCCACGAUUAUCCCGCUUUCGGUCGAUGGCGGCGACUUUGUGUUCCCUUACAUGCCCAUCGUCGGCAAACAGCUCAAGAUUCAGGGUUCGCUCGUGGCUACGCGCGAUGUGCACGCCAAGAUGCUGCUCUACGCUGCCCGCCACGGCAUUAAGCCCAUGAUCGAGGAGGUGCCCAUGACCGAGGAGGGCAUCAAUGACGCCGUCGAGCGCCUGAAGAAGGGCGACGUCCGCUACCGAUUUGUGGCAGUAUCGCAGACCAACAAGGUCAACUCGGCCAACCUUUGA